CCCUGACUUCCGGGUCACGGUGCUUGCGAGGAACACAGCGCGAAUAGCGUCGUUUCCGUUGCCGGCUGUUUGCAGUUGGGGAAACCGAGGCAGACUUCAGCUCCCUCUAGUUCUUCCGCUCCUGUGAGGAAAAAAAAUGUUUAUUUCUUUGUGGGACUUCUUCUAUGGGCACUUUUUCCGAUUUUGGAUGAAAUGGCUCUUACGACAGAUGACUGGAAAGUGUGAAUUGCAGCGAAUUUUUGAUACCUAUGUAGGUGCACAAAGGACACACAGGAUAGAAAAUUCCUUGGUGUACUCCAAGAAUAAGGUUUUACAGAAAGCAACACUUACUGUUCGCGGUGAAGUGGACAAAUGUGUAGAAGAUAUAAUGAAACAAAAGAAUAUUAGUUCUGAGAAGGAUGUCAGUUUUAAAAUCUGCAUGAAGGCAUGCUUACUGCAGAUAUCUGGUUAUAAACAGCUCUAUUUGGAUGUUGAAAAUGUGAGAAAAAGACCAUAUGAUUCUGAUAACCUGCAACAUGAGAAGCUGCUUCUCAAGCUUUGGAAUCUUCUCAUGCCCACAAAAAAGUUGAAGGCUAGAAUCUCCAAGCAGUGGGCUGACAUUGGUUUCCAGGGUGAUGAUCCUAAGACAGACUUCAGAGGCAUGGGCAUUCUUGGAUUAAUCAACCUUGUGUAUUUCAGUGAAAAUUAUACCAGGGAAGCUCAUCAGAUUCUUUCCCGUUCAAAUCAUCCAAAAUUAGGGUAUUCUUAUGCAAUAGUUGGAAUCAAUCUGACAGAGAUGGCUUAUAGCUUGCUGAAGAGCGAAGCUUUGAAAUUUCAUCUCUACAACUUUGCUCCUGGUGUACCAACAAUAGAACACUUUCAUCAGUUUUAUUGUUAUCUUGUCUAUGAAUUUGACAAGUUUUGGUUUGAAGAAAAGCCAGAAAGCAUUAUGUAUUUCAACAUAUAUAGAGAGAAGUUUCAUGAAAAGAUUAAACGACUCUUAAUGGAUUAUAAUGCAUCACUUACUUUAAAAAUAUGAAUCAUUCCUAUUAUCUUCUAUUUCUACCACAUUUUGCACACACAACAGAAUUUAUAUGUUGUAAUAGAAAUGAUCUGAUCAAUUACACUGCUUAUAUAUAAUUUCCUACAAAAAUAUUUCAGAAAUUCUAUUUAAGAAAGCUAGUGGACAAUCAGUGUAUGUUUACAAUUGUUUAUACACUGUCCUCCAAAGGUACCUUAUCCUUCCAAAGAUCGCCUCUGUGAAGUCAUGGGAACUGCAGUUUGGAACUUGGGACUUAGCCCAUUUAGUAUUAACAGUACAAAUCAGGUAUUUGUAUCAAAUUGGUUGAUUAAAAUGU
Molecule: messenger RNA, 1337 nt
Organism: Molossus molossus (Pallas's mastiff bat)
Lineage: Eukaryota; Metazoa; Chordata; Mammalia; Chiroptera; Molossidae
Gene: ELMOD2
Product: ELMO domain containing 2
Exons: 9
Coding region: 137-1018 (293 amino acids)
Cellular component (GO): membrane
Molecular function (GO): GTPase activator activity
Source: RefSeq, a predicted model, not a curated record